UCUGCCGCUCUGCUCUCACCUGAUGUGCGGAGAAAUGAAAAGGAUCUUUGCAGCCUGAAGGAAGAGGACAUAACAGAUGCAGAAGAUGUGGUUAGAGCUCUAAAGCCAAUGAAGACAGCCACUCAAGUAAUGUCAGAAGAAAAGUGCCCAACUCUCUCAGUGAUAGCACCUCUGCAUGCUCAGCUGCUGAAAGAGAUGACCAGUCUCCCAGAAGACUCCAGAGUUGUUAAGGACAUGAAGGAUGAGAUCAAGAAAAACUUAAGCACAAGGUAGGCCUGUGUGUGUGUGUGUGUGUGUGUGUGUGAGUGUCUGAGUGAGUGUGUCUGUUUGUGUGUGUGAGAGUGUGAGUGAUAUGAGACUAUUUUACUGUGUAUAAAUAUAUAUAUAUAUAUAUAUAAGGACACUUCAUUAUAGAAAGACAUUGUGAAAUUUUAAUUCCAGGUAUGUAAACCAGAAGGACAUGCUGUACAUAGCUUCAGCUAUUGAUCCACGUUUCAAAGCUCUGCCAUUCCUGAAUGAGGAGGAGCGAGACAAGACCUUCUCCAGACUCCAGACUGAAGCAGUGUGUGGGAUGGAGGAAGAUCCAUGUAAUCAAGAUGAUGCUGCUGAUGAAGUUGAUGGAGUGGAGGAAGAGGUGGAACCCCAACCUCCGGCACCCAAGCAAUUCAAGCAAUCCAGUGCUUUGGAGUCUCUCCUUGGGGAAGCCUACAGACCACAACAGGAAGUAGGACCACAGAAAACUAAAGCGGCAGAGGCAGAAGACGAGAUCAAAAGGUACAGGGAAAGGAGACCUGCAGGACUGCAGGACAAUCCUCUCAUCUGGUGGCGGGAGAAUGAAAAGGAGUAUCCUCUUUUGGCUUGCAUGGCAAAGCGAUAUCUCUGUGUCCCAGGAACCAGUGUCACAUCUGAGAGGGUUUUUUCAACUGCAGGUGACAUCAUUACUGCCAAAAGAAGUUGCCUUACACCUGGGCAUGUCAAUGAGCUACUGUUCCUGCAGAAGAAUCUUUCUAUUCCUGAUCCUGAGUGAUGGUAGUUCAUACUCUGGGUUAAGACAAGUUUAAUUUCCAGUUUUAUUUUUAUUUGCACUUUAAUAGGCAAGGCCUUUUCCAGUUUUUAUUUAUUUUUGUAUCUACUAUUUUAGUUUUAAAUGACCAGUUUACACAAAUACACUUUAAAGGCAAUUUAAUGUCUUAUACCUGGAGUACUUGAAGG
This is a messenger RNA of Xyrauchen texanus (razorback sucker), 1212 nucleotides long. Its product is annotated as E3 SUMO-protein ligase ZBED1-like. Gene Ontology annotation, molecular function: protein dimerization activity. The coding region runs from base 461 to 1027 and encodes 188 amino acids. Gene Ontology annotation, cellular component: nucleus. The record is from RefSeq and is a predicted model, not a curated record. NCBI's taxonomy places the organism in Eukaryota, Metazoa, Chordata, Actinopteri, Cypriniformes, Catostomidae. The transcript has 2 exons. Gene Ontology annotation, biological process: regulation of transcription by RNA polymerase II.